Molecule: messenger RNA, 1767 nt
Organism: Syngnathoides biaculeatus (alligator pipefish)
Lineage: Eukaryota; Metazoa; Chordata; Actinopteri; Syngnathiformes; Syngnathidae
Gene: sumf2
Product: sulfatase modifying factor 2
Exons: 9
Coding region: 374-1237 (287 amino acids)
Cellular component (GO): endoplasmic reticulum
Source: RefSeq, a predicted model, not a curated record
UUUUUUUUUAGUAUCAAAUUUAAAACUGUUACCUUACAAAAUCGCUUCCGUAUAACUGCCACACCAAAAAAAGGUUACAUAAUUAUGUGAAACAUAACUUUUUUUUUUUUUGGUGCUGCAGUAAUCCGUAUUACGGAAGUAUGUGAAAAAAAUAAUUAUGUGAAACGCGACCUCAUUUUUUAUUUUUUUGGUGUGGCAGUAAUACGCUUCCGUCAUAUUCACUUAUAACUUUGUAUCCUUCUUAAUUUGACAGCGGAACUUUUGGUUGUCUCGUCGUUUCUUGUUGAAUAAGACAGUGCGACGCAUUGAAACGAGCACCGGAAACCACACUAGCACAAACAAAUGCUUCACUUUUCGGUUCCUGAAAAUCCAAAUGCCGUUUUAUUGUCUUUUGUGGUUCAAGAUGUUGUUUAGUUGUCUUUGCUGUUUCGGUUUGCUGUCUGCGUACGCGGCGGAGGCAGCCGACGACAACGACGGCAUGGCCGCCAUCCCCGGCGGGAGGAUGAUGACGACGACGACGACGAGGGGCGAAGAGGUCGAGAUUCACCUUUCGCCCUUCCUGUUGGACAAAAAACCCGUCACUAACUCGGCCUUCAGAGACUUCGUGAGGGACCAAAAGUACAAAACAGAAGCUGAGAAGUUUGGUUGGAGUUUCGUCUUCCAGGAUUUCGUGUCUGAAGAUGUCAGGGACAAAGUAACCCACACCAUUAAGGCUGCUCCGUGGUGGCUUCCGGUUGAGCGAGCCUUCUGGAGCCCUCUGGUGCCGGUUCUGGUAUCGCUGCCCGGCUGGACUUCCCGGUGGUCCAGGUUAGCUGGAACGACGCUCGGGCCUUCUGCAGCUGGAAGAGGAAAAAGUUGCCCACGGAGGACCAAUGGGAGUGGGCGGCCAGAGGGGGACUCCAACGCGUGGACUUCCCCUGGGGUGCGCACUUCCAGGCUAACAGAAGCAACCUGUGGCAGGGCCCGUUUCCGGACGGCGACGCGGCGGAGGACGGAUAUCACGGCCUCGCGCCCGUCGACGCCUUCCCGCCGCAGAACGACUUCGGACUGUCGGACAUGUUGGGCAACACGUGGGAGUGGACGGCCAGCGCGUUCCCGCCGACGGGCGGCUCGCGGGAGGAAAUGUUCGCGCUGCGCGGCGCCUCCUGGAUCGACACGGCCGACGGCUCCGCCAAUCACAGAGCGGAUGUCGCCGCCAGGAUGGGCAACACUCCUGACUCGGCCUCGGACAACCUGAGCUUCAGGUGCGCCCGCGACGGCGGCGGCGAGCGGGGACGACGCACGGACUUGUGAACGAGGACGAGACCCAGAAGACGACGGAACCACCGCGACUUUGAAAGCUUUCGGUGCGGUGCAGAGGAUUCAAAGUUGUAGGUAAUGCGAUACUUGCUAACGAGCGUGAGGUAGAAAUGAGACGUGCGUCACGCUUGCCGGCAGAAAAUCCAAAGUUGCCGUCAGACGGGAACGCUACGAAGUCCCUGCCAUCAUCCAGGAUUGAAAACGAGACUUUCUCAGCUGUGAUUUCCACCCAAGAACCUGUGCACGAUGUUCCGUAUACACUUUUUUUUUUCAUUUUUUUUGCAAUAUCGUCGCUGUUCUCUCAAGGUUUAUUUGUCUUGGCAUCUUCGCCACAUUUCCGCUGUGCUCGUGACAUCGGGAAUGAGAAGAAAGCGUGUUGAUCAAAUUGCUUCUAACAGGUCGACUUUGUCAGUUCGAUUGAGGCAAAUGUGCGCGAAAAUAUAAAUAAAGCAAGUUGAAUGCAGAUGA